CUCCUUAUCGAAUCAUUCGAAUCGAGCGUUAUCAGUGCAGUGCGUUCACUCGAUCCGGGCAUUUUUUGCUCGGCAAAAUCUUGAUUUCCCUUACUCUGCAAUUAUUUUUCUCCAACUCAGACUGUGCAUACAUACACAUCAUACUAAAACCAAAUUUAUAAAAUCAGUGUGAUUCUCUUUAAAUCCUACUUACUGGAAGUCGGCGUGACUCUGGUGCUCCUCAGCGACCACUGCUUUUAAUAUGUGUGGAAUUUGGGCACUUUUUGGCCUGGAGGCCACCACUUUGUCACGAUGUGAGCACUCCUUCACUGCAAUUCAUCACAGAGGACCUGACGCAUGGAGGAUUGAGUUUGAUGCUAAAAUCAAGAAUGUGUGUGUGGGUUUUCAUAGAUUAUCAAUUGUUGAUUGCCUGUAUGGAAUGCAGCCAAUGAAAUUGCACAAAUAUCCUUUGGUAACACUCCUUUGCAAUGGCGAAUUAUACAACUGCAAACGUUUGGCCAAGCAGUACGGUUUUGAAUAUGAAACGAAGUGUGAUGUGGAAUGCAUUUCUCAACUCUACGGAAAAUCAGGCAUUGAAUUUGCUUGCCAGAAUCUAGACGGAGUGUUUGCUUUUUGUUUAAUUGACGCUGAGAAAAAACGAGCAUAUAUUGCGAGAGACCCAUUUGGUGUGAGACCCUUGUUCAGAGUUGUCACGGAAGCAGGUGUCCUUGGCAUUUGUUCUGAGGCCAAAGGCCUUAUUACUUUACGUAAUGAGCUAGGAAGUCAGAAAUUUGUUGUCAAACAGUUCCCUCCUGGUCACGUAGCAGAGUAUUCUAUCAACUCCAAUGGCACUGUGACUCUAGUCAGUGAAAAACCCUUCUACAGGAUAGGAAAAGAACCCCUUUUCAAACCUUUUGUUCCCUUUGAAGAUCUGCAUCCCAGCAACAUCAGUGCGAAUAUUCAGACUUUGCUCACAGCAGCUGUGGAAAAAAGAUUAAUGGCAGAUAGGCGGAUAGGGUGUCUUCUUUCUGGUGGAUUAGACUCGAGUCUCAUUGCAGCUUUACUUGUAAAACUUACAAAGAAAGCUAACCUACCUUAUAAAAUUCAAUCUUUUGCAAUUGGAAUGGGAGAGAGUCCCGAUCUAAUAGCUGCACGUCAGGUAGCAAAGCAUAUUGGCACUGAACAUCAUGAGAUAACAUUUGAUGAAAAAGAUGUAUAUCGUGUUCUAGACAAGGUACUGUACCACCUGGAAACUGCAGAUAUUACAACUGUUCGGGCCUCCGUAGGCAUGUACUUAAUAGCGGAAUAUAUCCAAGCAAAAACUGACACGACAGUUUUGUUCAGUGGUGAGGGUGCAGAUGAACUUGCCCAAGGUUACAUUUAUUUCAGAGACGCCCCCAACGCAGAAGACGCUCAUUCUGAAAGUCUCCGAUUGCUUUCAGACAUCUUCAUGUACGAUGGACUCAGAGCAGAUAGGACUACCUCUGCACACAGCUUGGAAUUGAGGGUACCUUUUUUGGAUCAGCAGUUCACUCACUACUUUCUCAGCCUUCCAAAAGAAUCAAGACAGCCGCAGAAAGGCAUAGAGAAACACUUGUUACGAUCUGCUUUUGAUGGGACAGACCUACUUCCAAACAAUAUUCUGUGGAGACAUAAGGAAGCUUUCAGUGAUGGAGUGACUUCUGUGAAAAAAUCCUUGUUUCAAAUAAUUCAGGAGUACAUUGAGCCGAAACUUCCCAAUGAGGCCUUGGAUAACGCAGAAAAGCUUUACCCCCACUGCACUCCAAAGACCAAGGAAUCUCUUUACUAUAGGCAAAAAUUUGAGGAAUACUAUAAAGGUCAAGCAUCGCAUUUAAUGCCUUACUUCUGGAUGCCAAAGUGGAUAUCAGUGUCAGAUCCCUCAGCCAGAUUCAUUAAGCAUUAUGCUGCGACAGAAGAUUAGCCCUAAGUUUUCUGUUGUUGUUCUACAAAAACAAGCUACCUGGAAGAGUCAUUAGAUCUCAACUGAAUGAUAUUUUUACCAUUAUCUUUUCCUGUUUUGGGAAGUAAAAGGACAAUACAUACUCUGGCCAUCUCAGUUUAAUAUUUAAAUUACGCUGAAAGCAUUAAUUUUAAUUUUGGAAAGAUAAAUUUAAUUUUAACUAUGUGAGGAUAACUUUAGAUUGUAUAUUCAGAAAUUUUCUUUUUUGUUUUGUUAUUUUAGUUCUAAGUUUGAUUAAUUUUCAUGCUUUUCAAAAAAGCAUGACUACCCUGACAACUGAGUCUGUGUCUACGAAUGCAGGUGCUAGUUUUACCUUGUGAAGGAAUAGUUUAAAGUGUUCCUUAUUUACCUCCGUACAAAGUUAAGGUCAAUAAAUUCAGAUCUAGUAAGAA
Molecule: messenger RNA, 2352 nt
Organism: Bemisia tabaci
Lineage: Eukaryota; Metazoa; Arthropoda; Insecta; Hemiptera; Aleyrodidae
Gene: AsnS
Product: asparagine synthetase
Cellular component (GO): cytosol
Molecular function (GO): asparagine synthase (glutamine-hydrolyzing) activity
Source: RefSeq, a predicted model, not a curated record